Molecule: messenger RNA, 1347 nt
Organism: Halichondria panicea
Lineage: Eukaryota; Metazoa; Porifera; Demospongiae; Suberitida; Halichondriidae
Product: centrosomal AT-AC splicing factor-like
Exons: 8
Coding region: 54-1274 (406 amino acids)
Source: RefSeq, a predicted model, not a curated record
AAACUGUGUCCGGAAAUAGGGGGAAAGAUCAUCAUUAGUUGGUAAAACAACUGAUGAGAAUUCAGCUACUGUAUAUAUUUAUAGCUGCUAGAUAUAGUAUGGCUGCAUCUGAGGCUACUACAAGUGUGGAUGAUGGCUGGAGGUACUGCUCUGUGUGCAAGAGGAACCACGAAGAGGGAAGGAAACACAUAUUCACCAAAAAGCAUAUCAGCAAACUGAAAAUACUGAUGGGAAAAUUUCUCAAGAAGGCCCAGGCUGCUCGUCAGUGUGUGUCUUGCCCAGUGGUGCUGGCUGGAGAGCUGGAGCCUGGGGCCAAGGUGUGGUGUCAUUGCUGUGGACUAGAGGUACCCAAACACAUCACCGACGGCAACACCUCCGUCCAGUGGGGUGGUCUAAUUGAGCAUAUGAACAAACCUGACCAUCACAAGAACACUCGUCGGUACUGGUGGGAGGUGGGAGCGGAGACACGUCACCUAGCAACCCUACUCUUGUUCCCUGCCGAGUACGACCGCUAUAAAGUGGGCGUGGCCUCAGCACUGGAGGAGCUGGAGCGGAAGGACGAAGAGAGAGUGAAAAUGCUUGCAGAUGAAGUGAGGACAGCCGAGGAGCAGCAAGCCGUCACUGCCAUGGAGCCUCCAAUCAGCUUCCAAAAGUCCCAUUCCAAAACCAGGAACCAGACUACCAGCACUCGUCCAGUUGCACACUGCUCAAAGUACCAACCACCAGUUGUUGCUACUGAUAGCCGUAAAAGUGGGCGUGGCAAUGUGCACACUGGUGCCACGCCUCCCUGGUUGAGAGAAGACGACGAGGAUGAAGAUGGAGGACUGACUUUUGGACCCUCAGAGGAGGAGUUCAUCAAACACAGAGAGCGACUAAGACAUGUUGGUAAGAACCCACGAAGGGUGGGUGCCGAUUUCCACCUCCAGCUGGCAUUGCAGAGACACAGAGGAAUCAAGGAGGACGAGAACUGGUUACCCUCGUUUGGUAGCGUGUGGAACGCAGGACCACGGUCACACACACAGUCAGAGUUUCGUGAAGAAAUGACCAAAGACAACAAGAGACCAAAACUCCAACCACCAACUCGUACAAGUGGAACUGUCAAUGACUCUUUGUCUAGUAGCAGCGUGCCUUAUUCUGUGUUGAUUACCCCUCACACCGUCACACCAUCACAGCCCGCCCACACACUUCAGUUAGACGACACCAGUGGACAAGUGGUCAAACCUUACACUCGAAAGAGAAAGAUCCACAAAACAUUAUCUACUUCCAAAUCAUAAUCUCUGAUCAUUAAUCUUACAACAUACAUGUACGCACAUAUAAAAUUAUAUAAUAAUCUUUAUUAAAAUUUAA